This is a messenger RNA of Marmota monax (woodchuck), 1857 nucleotides long. It is a transcript of the gene Cpo, whose product is annotated as carboxypeptidase O. The transcript is spliced from 9 exons. Bases 1 to 1110 code for a protein of 369 amino acids. NCBI's taxonomy places the organism in Eukaryota, Metazoa, Chordata, Mammalia, Rodentia, Sciuridae. The record is from RefSeq and is a predicted model, not a curated record. Gene Ontology annotation, biological process: proteolysis. Gene Ontology annotation, molecular function: zinc ion binding; metallocarboxypeptidase activity.
AUGAUGGAAGAUCGGAAGAGUGCAGCUUCCAUUGGGGAGCUUGGUCUUAGAUCCUUAGCACAACACGGGAAUCAGGUUGUGGACAAGACAGGGAGUCCGUGGAAGAACCUGGAGACCUAUUCCUACAACAAGUACCACCCCAUGGAGGAGAUCUAUCUGUGGAUGAGCCAGAUCAGUGAGAAGCAUGCAGAAGUGGUGACACAGCAUCUCCUGGGAAUGACAUUUGAGAACAGGCCCAUGUAUUACCUGAAGAUCAGCCAACCAUCAGAUAACCCCAAGAAGAUCAUUUGGAUGGACUGUGGAAUUCAUGCCAGAGAAUGGAUUGCCCCUGCUUUUUGUCAAUGGUUUGUGAAAGAAAUUCUACAAAACUAUAAAGAUAAUCCAAGAAUAAACAGGUUCCUUAGGAAUCUGGACUUCUAUGUGCUUCCAGUUCUUAACAUAGAUGGCUACAUCUACUCGUGGACAACUGAUCGUCUUUGGAGGAAAUCCCGUUCAUCCCACAAUAAUGGCACAUGUUUUGGAUCGGAUCUCAAUCGAAAUUUCAAUGUGUCCUGGUGUAGUAUUGGUGCUUCCAAAAACUGCCAAGAUUUAACAUUCUGUGGGACAGAACCAGUGUCUGAACCAGAGAUUAAAGCUGUCUCCGGCUUUGUAGAAAGCAAGAAGGAAGACAUUUUGUGCUUCUUGACCAUCCACUCUUACGGGCAGCUCAUCCUCACUCCGUAUGGCUACACCAAAAAUAAACCAAGUAACCACGAAGAACUGAUUCGAGUUGGACAGAAGGCAGCCAAUGCAUUGAAAGCAAAGCAUGGAAUCAAUUAUAGAGUUGGAUCGAGUGCAGAUAUUUUAUAUCCCACAUCAGGGUCUUCAAGAGACUGGGCUCGAGACAUCGGGAUCCCCUUCUCAUACACAUUUGAGCUGAGAGACAAUGGUACCGAGGGGUUUCUUCUGCAUGAAACUCAGAUCCAGCCCACCUGUGAGGAGGCCAUGGAGGCUGUGCUCUCAAUGCUGGAUGAUGUGUAUGCAAAAUACUGGCUCUCCAACACUGCUACAAAGGUGACAUCUACCACUGUGUUGCUGAACCUGCUGUGGCUUUUCACAUCUCUUCUCUAAGUGCGUCCUACUCAGGCCUGCUCAGCACCAGUGAUGUAGAUGUGGUUAGAGGGAAGAUGUGUGCAGUUUUAGAGAAACCAAAACUCUAAACUAUAAACACCUAAUUCAAUAAAGAACAAACAUAUUUGCAUUUAGUAUUAUUUUACUGGUAAUUAAUUUUUAUUAAUCUACAAGAGUUUGUUAUUAGGUUGCUGCAAUAAUGAUGCAAACCCCUCUAAAACUCAGCAAUAUACACAUCUAUAGGCCAGCAAGGAAGUGCUGCCAUCUUGGCUGUGCUCAUUACGUGUCUAUGGUGACUGCCCAGGCAGCUGGUUGAACUUUGAAAGGCUAACUCUUUCAGCUGGUCUGGCAUAGCCUCAGCUGGGAUGAGGAACAAUAGCUAUGUUCGAUGUAUCUUCUCCUUCAGAAAGUUAGUCCAGGCCUGUCCUCAUGGCUAUAGUGAAGGAGAAAGCAAAAGGAGAGCAUGUGCCAGUGUGCAGGCACUUUUCUGCAUCCAUCAUAUUUGCUAACAUCUCAUUGGCCAAAGGAAGGCACAAGGGGUAAAAAAAAAAAAAAAAAAAAAAAAAGCACAAUGCAAGGAAUGAAAAUCUAAGGGUCAUCAAUGAAAUUACUCUAUCUGGUGUUUAGUGCCAUACCCUUGAACUUCACUAGUUUAGCAUUUACAGUUGGGAUGACUGAGUUGAAUUGGAUGAUUCAACUAGGUUAUUAUGAGUCUUAUCCCGCUUUUAACCUUGAAAAGUCUGUGAG